This is a messenger RNA of Oppia nitens, 1974 nucleotides long. RefSeq names its product scavenger receptor class B member 1-like. The coding region runs from base 1 to 1974 and encodes 657 amino acids. The record is from RefSeq and is a predicted model, not a curated record. Gene Ontology annotation, molecular function: scavenger receptor activity. Gene Ontology annotation, cellular component: cytoplasm; membrane. Lineage: Eukaryota; Metazoa; Arthropoda; Arachnida; Sarcoptiformes; Oppiidae. The transcript is spliced from 9 exons.
AUGUUAACAAAUCCAGUACUACUUGAAUCUCAGAUGACCCGCAAACGGGUCGUCUCGCGGACCAAAUGGGGUGCCGGUCUGACCGGUAUCGGCGGUAUCCUAACACUGGGAUUGCCAUUGUUUUUGUCGUCAGUCAUCAAAAGCCAGCUCUAUAUGAGCUCAGGCUUUAGUCCGGUGCGUACGGUACUGGAUGGCGAGGUACCGGUGCCCAUCUAUUUGAAAAUCUAUGUGUUUAGCAUACAAAACGAGGAAGACUUUCGCAACGGUGGCAAAGCCAGACUCAAAGAGAUGGGACCUAUUAGACCCCACAUCGACAUAAUGGGUUGGGGCGACAACGAUGAAACAAUGAUACUGUCGCUGACCACCCGUUUCGAGUUUGACCCGAGUCGGUCAUCUGGAUCGCAACGUGACAAAAUCACCAUGGUCAAUUUGCCUAUCUAUUCGAUGGGCGGUUUAGUACGAAAUAUGUUACGCCGAUAUCCGCUAUCAUUUUUUUCGGUACCAAUGGCCGUCGGUUUUCUCAAUCUGAUAACAUUAACGCACGGCGAAGGCCUAAUCAAACGUAUGACUGUCGGCGAGUUUGUCGGUGGCUAUCCGUUCAGUCUAUUGGAAACGGUAGACGUAUUGACCCAACCAUUGAAAUGGAUGGGCGUUGAACUACCUGAUUAUUUGGACGCCCUAAACCAACGUUUCGGUCUCUUACAUUUGGCCAACAAUACGCCGAUAGAGCCGCUAGAGUUUGAAACAGGUAUCGGCAAUACUACACUAUUUAAAUACCGGGGCUUCAAUAACAAAUGGUUUCAAUAUACUAUACAAUUGGUUGACUUUUUCUAUGACCCAAAAUGUCGUGUCUAUAACUCGACCCGCGGUAUGGCUAUACCGGGUCAUGAGUUUGGCCCGGGAACGGAUACAUCGGAUAAGAUCUAUGCGUUUGAGGGUAAUGUAUGCAAAUUAAAAUAUGCCAAAUAUUCUGGGUACGGUAUGUCAUGGGGUGUACCAACGUGGCGGUUUCAGUUGCCCAGGGAAAUGUUUUCGGCUCCCGACACCAACCGAUAUGAUAAAUGUUUUUGCUCGACACCCGACCAGCCCGACCUGUGCGACGGUCUAUUUGAUUUGGGUCCCUGUGCACUGGGCGCACCAGUAGCCCUGACCUAUCCGCACUUUUUGUAUGCCAGCGAUAACAUCAAACGUAACGUCGAUGGCUUGCAUCCCGAUCCCGACAAACACCAGUCCUAUUUGGAUGUUCAUCCCUCGGUAGGCCUACCGAUCAAUGGUGUAAUCCGACUUCAGGUUAACCUAUUGAUGGAACCGUUGACUUUAUUGGCUGGUUUUAGUGGUAUCCGUGAGGCUGUACUGCCAUACAUAUGGAUUGAACAGGAAAUAGACUUACCGGGAUUUUUAGGUGCAUUACCGGCUGCCGGUCUAUAUCCAUUGAUGGCCAUCGAUUAUGGUUCAUAUCUGGCAAUGCUCGGUGGACUGGCACUACUAGGUUAUACCGGUGCCGAUGCUGUACGCAAACGUAAACUGCUAUUCCCGUCGCAGGCAUCACUACAACAACAACAACAAACACCAUCAUCACAACCUCCACGUCCACCACCACCACCACCACAACAAUCACCAAACACUGAAAUCAAGAACCGUUACCCAUUGUCGUCACCGACACAACAACAACCGAAGACCAUUAGUGGACAAUUGGCUCAAAACGGAAAUGGCUUAUCAAACAAUAACAAUGAUUAUAAUCAGCCGCCGGCCUAUUCGCCCAGUGCCCAAAAAUAUCAAAUCAGACGAUCGCAUUUCGGUACGCAAACAUCACCGCUCAACGACCCGCGGCCGCCAUCUCUUUCCGCUGCGGCGGCGGCCACCGCUGCUAAUUCCUAUAGACCCGCAACUGCUGACCGACUGGAAGCUAACUAUACACCUCCCGGUUCCGUAGAUCACAUGGAUAUCAAUAAUAAUAAUAAUAAUAAUAAUUAA